Xiphias gladius (swordfish) is the source of this 1784-nucleotide messenger RNA. It is a transcript of the gene smim14, whose product is annotated as small integral membrane protein 14. The transcript is spliced from 5 exons. Bases 401 to 718 code for a protein of 105 amino acids. The record is from RefSeq and is a predicted model, not a curated record. NCBI's taxonomy places the organism in Eukaryota, Metazoa, Chordata, Actinopteri, Istiophoriformes, Xiphiidae. Gene Ontology annotation, cellular component: endoplasmic reticulum.
UACAGCAAAACACAGCAAGCUAAUGCUAACUGUGGAUGAGAUGUCAAAAUAACGUUAGCAAGCUAGAGGCUGCUACACCGGGUUGACAGUAGCUAAAUGUACGCUGGCAGACAGCUACGGUGCCGUGGUUGAUACGUGUGCUGUAGCCCAUACAAGGCAGGCUUAUUUUAGUUAGGUGAUUAGCCAAAGGGUACGCGGUGUUGUUUGUUAGAAACAGAGGGCCUGUCAAGCUGGAUCCCCGGUGUUUCCUGAACACACCCACCUGACAUAACAGGAGACCUUCGGCCAGACACUCACAUCAAGCUAAAGCUACAGCUGAAGUUCUCCUGCUGAGGCCUGACCUACUGCUACACAAGACUGGGACCCCACGUUAGCAAAGCUGGACACCGUCUGGUGAGAAAUGGCGGAGGGGGGCUUUGACCCUUGUGAGUGCAUCUGCACCCAAGAGUAUGCGAUGAGACGCCUCAUCAACCUGCUGAGGCAAUCUCAGUCCUACUGCACAGACACAGAGUGCCCUCAGGAAUUGCCAGGUCCCAGCGGGUCGGUCGGCGGAGGAAGUGACCUGACCCUCCCCAUGGUUCUGAUGGGAUGGGUGGUGGUGGUUCUGGUCCUUUUCCUGUUGCGCCCAUCCAGUCUCAGGGGUUCCCGUCCCACAGGCAAACCCACUGGACCCCACAACAGCGACGGAAGAGAGCCCCCAGCACCUCCUAUUGACUAGCAGCGGAGCCAGAAGACCAGCACUCCUCCACCUGCUCUGACCGGAGCUGCACAGUUAGCUAGUAACUGUGACCAAGACAGCGUCAUCUCCCUGUCAACCUUCAUACAAAUAUCUUUUGGCUUUUUUCUUUUUCUAAUACCACAGCAUUGUUGGAUAGGUCUGUCUUUGAUUCCCGUUACUAGAGCCUAACUGAUACUGGAUUGAUGAGGCCAGAGCAGAUAUAUUUGAAAGUUUAAAAACAUUUGAUGAUAUAAUGAUCAGUGCUCAUUUUUUUUAAACAAACACAACGUAAACGAUGGAGGCAGUUAAUCUGCUUCUGCUUCAGCAUUGGUCAUUUUUGGCAUGUCAUAGGAAAUUUUAUAAUAACCACACAAAAAACACAUCACAUCCAAACUUGACUUUAAAGAAAUGUGGUUUUGCAUAUCUGCUAACAUAUAUGCUGAUACAGUUUACCUGUGAAAAGCGAGUUUUGACAGAUAAUAUUUGGCGACAAUAUAAGCAUCGUGCUGAAUCAGUUGGGUUCUACAUUGUACUUCACCAAAUUUUUAAUCAGGAGGUGUGGCGUCGUUCUGAGUCAGUCCCUGGUCUCAGUUCUGGUGCAGUCUGAUCUUCAGAAACUCAGACAUGAGCUCAAAAUGAAGGAAUGUGUCACAUGGGCUGGGGGAGUAGAGGGGGGUAGCAGAGAGUUUUUUUUUGGGCAGUUAAAUUGUUGCUCUGGUUUUUGCUGAGUAAUGAAGGGUGGCAGGUUCUUCAGACUAUCUGAAACAUUCCUCUCUUUCCACUUUAUAGUUACAACUCUAAACAGUGCCAGUAAUGAUGUCAUUUCACAUAUCACAUUUGAUACCAUAAUCAAUGCAGCACAGAGACCUUUUAAUCAUUUAAUACAUUUAAUACAUUUAUUUGAUUAAAUUGAAUCCUGAAGGAUUACAAUUUUGUUGGCAAUAACAUGGCAUAUUGAUUUUAAUGCAGUGAUUUAAUCUUCUGUGUUUACAUCCAGAUUACCUAUUCACCUGAGCCAGCAAAGAGUCAGAUCUCUUAUAUACUAUAAACUAUAUUUCAAAGAACA